Molecule: messenger RNA, 994 nt
Organism: Lottia gigantea (owl limpet)
Lineage: Eukaryota; Metazoa; Mollusca; Gastropoda; Lottiidae
Exons: 9
Coding region: 51-845 (264 amino acids)
Molecular function (GO): oxidoreductase activity
Source: RefSeq, a predicted model, not a curated record
UAUCAAAAUAAACUCAAGUUUUGAGAGGCGGAACGACGAAGAAGGGAAACAUGGCUUCACUUGCAAAUAAAGUCAUUUUGAUCACUGGAAGCAGUGCUGGAAUCGGUGCAGGUAUAGCAGUCCAUUUGUCGACAUAUAAACCUCGACUUGUUCUCACUGGCAGAGAUUCUGAUAAUCUGAAGAAAAUUGCAGGAAAAUGCCAAGCAACUGGUCUACCAGCCAAUCAGAUAUUCACGGUACCUGCCGACAUCCACAAUGAAAAUGAUUUGAAAAGACUGAUAUAUGAAACAACCAAACAUUUCAAUCAACUAGAUGUGCUGGUAAACAAUGCCGGAAUAUCCAACUACAAGACAACCCAGCAGACCGAAACACCCAUUUUUGAUGAAAUCAUGUCGGUCAAUCUUCGAGCUCCUUUCAUUUUGUCUAGACUUGCUAUUCCUCAUCUCAUUAAAACUAAAGGGACCAUAAUCAACAUAUCCAGUGCCUUAUCACAAAGAGGGAUUCCACAAGCCUCGGCUUAUUGUAUGAGUAAAGCCGCUAUAGACCAUUUUACUCGAGUUCUCGCCAUAGAGCUAGGACCUCACAGAGUCAGAGUGAACACAGUUAGCCCCGGUUUCACGAAGAGUGAGUUACAGAUACGAGCAGGAAUGCCCAGAGAGCAGCUGGAAGAGUACACAAAAGCUCAAGCCCACCUAACCUGCCUAGGUCGAGCCGGUGAACCUCUGGAUAUUGCCAAAUGCGUCAAGUUUCUGGCUUCAGACGAGUCUGAAUAUAUCACUGGUGAAAAUAUAUUAGUGGACGGUGGACGUAAUAUCGCUAUUCCUAAAAUGAACAUAGGUAAAUAAAUCAAUUGUUCAAUUGUAGGCAAUUUACCCCAUUGUACACAACAUUACGAUGCACAGCCCAUAUCACCUGUGAUAGUUUUUUGGUAUGCGUUGGACGUAAUAUCGCUAUACCUCAAAUGAACAUAGGAAAAUAAAAUCAUUGUAAUCUA